UAUGCCCUCUAUUUCCCAGGUUCUUGGUUUUGGUACCAUGCAACUUCAUUUGUCAAGUGGAGAAAAAAUACAAAUUCCAAAAGUUAUUAGAAAUGCCGUGAGUGCUAGAAUCAUUGCAAAUUACCUAGAGUAUUGCAAGGAAACAGAGUUCCAAACUUUCAGCCGUGCAUCUUUGUACAGAAUCAUGAAAGCCUGUCGAGCAUCAAAAAGGAAAGCAAUGCAUCCGUGGACUUGACAAUACUACAGCACUUGGAAUGAAUGCCAUGGAGUCAUUACAGAAGGUUGUAACAAGACUUGGGGAAUAUGGAUUGGAUAUGGAGAAAAAAGACACUCUGAUUGAUAUGAUCAACAUCUGUAAUCAGCACUUGAAAUUUGAUGUGAAAAGCCAUUUCAGCAGAAGUUCCUCAUGCAGUAAUCAUUGUACAAUGUUUGCCCUGAGUGAUCCAACAGACACAUGCUUUUCUAGUAACUGUGAUCAUGACCAUUCAGACAUUUGCUCAAAUUGUGUUUUGACACACAAACUUACAGAGGGCAUCACUGAAGCCACUAAAACAGUCAGAAUACCAUCUGAGGAUUUGAUGGAGGAAUUGCAGCAUGAAAUUACCAUGGAAACAAAAGCCAUCAAGGACUGGAAGGCUCAUCUUCUUAGAACCGUGCACCAAGACUUUGCAAGAUCAGACAUCCUACAACACCUUGAAUCAAACCAGGGAUUUCUUAUAAUGGAUUGGGCCAUGAAGUUUCUACCCCUCCAGUACAGGGAAACACAGUCAGACUUCUUUGGAAAAAAGGGCAUUAGCUGGCAUAUUUCAUGUUUAAUUACCAAGAAGAGUGACCCUGAACCAACAGCUAGCAUCUUGUCAGACCAUCUUGACUUGAACACCUAUAUCCAUAUCGGAUCCUUGAGAAUGGUACUCAAGGUUGGUUUUCCGUUGCUCAUAUUAUUAGACACCUUCUUUUGACUCUAUCAGUGCAGUUUCCAAACCUGAAAGAGAUCUACAUGAAGACAAACAAUGCUGGUUGCUAUCACUGUACACCACUAAUCUCCUUUAUCAGUCAGAUCGAAUCACAGUCAUUUUCCUAUUACCAUCAAGGAGUUCAACUUCAGUGAAGCACAGUCUGAAAAAGAUCUUUGUGACAGUAAAACUGGUUCCUGUCGAAUGCAUGUGGCUAGAUUUCUGAAUGAGGGAAAUGAUAGUCUUUCUGCCUCAGACUUGAAGAGAGCCUUAGAAAGUAAUAAUGGAUUGAAAGGAACAAAGACCUGUGUUAUCUCCAUUGACAAUGCAGAGGAGCCAAAGAUAAAAUCCAAAAUUUCUCAGAUUAGCCUUCUGAACAAUUUCAGAUUUGAUGUGGAUUCAGUUAUUGCAAAAAGGGCAUAUCAGAUUGGUUGUGGAUGCCUUAUUGAGACUAAUACUUUAAAGGAUCAGCAUCUUAAUGUUGGAGAAAUGAAUGGUUUUGAGGUGUUAGAAGAAUUUCCAUCUCAUGCAGUUGAUGUUGGGCAAGUCUGUGUUAGAAUGAGGAACCCAAACAUUCAAAAUGAAAUGGAGGAGGAACAGGACCAGGAUCAGGACCAGGGGCCCCUGAAUAAUGAUUUGUAUGCAUGUCCAGAUCCCUAUUGCCAGAAACAGUAUGUGAGGUCUGCUAACCUUGAGAAACAUCUAGCAUUAGGCAAUCACCUUUACAGGAAAGCUGAAGAGACCGGAAUUGAUUGUGGCAUCAAAAUCUGGGUUGAGAAGUGUUCUGCCAUCCGAGAGAAAUAUGCUCACAUUUGUGAGACAGUGUUGUCUCAGAGUUGUGAUACAGGUAUCUUUUCCCAAAGUUCAGGAGGAUGGGCAUUGAAAUCUGUUGCUAAAUGCAAUAGGUUCUCCUUAAAUGUUAAGGAGUAUGUAAAGAAGAUUUUUGAAAGCUGUGAAAAGACAGGAAAACGGCCGAAUUAUGCAGCUCUAAGUGGAGAACUUCAAAAAGCUUGUGAUGAAAAUGGACAGCGCCUUUUUAGACCAUUUGAGUGGCUAACAGCAAAUCAACUGAGAAACUUGUUUGCAUCAUAUAUUAACAACAAGAAGAAAAAUUAUAGGGACAGACAGAUUCUUUUAGUGGAAGUUCCAGAAACAGAUGAACAUCUUCAAGAAAUUGUUAUGAAUCUUAAGGCAGAAGAACGUCAGCAGACUGUAUCUGACAUGUAUGAAAAUGUGUUUUAUGCAGCAAAUACUUAAUUUACCUUUGGAUAUCUCUGUGGCAACCUGUAUAACAUGCAUUUACAUGGAAAUUAUCAAUGUUUUAUACUUUAAGAUAUUUGUAAAGGUGAAAAAUUCCAUGUUUUAAAAAAAAUACACUCAGUAUCUGUAUUUUAGCAUGAAUGUAUUUCUUAUUACAUUUGGUAUUUAUCUUUUAUGAUUGUGUGAGCAUGGCAACUUACAGGUUACGUUAGUCCAAUGAUUCAUUUCAUUUAUAGAUAAGUUAUAUAUAAAAGAUUAUUAUCAGUUCUAAAUAGACACCACCAAAAGUUAACUCUCUGAAGGUUCAAUGCACUGUCAGUAAUAUAUUUAGGUUUUCUCUGGAAAUUAAACAAAUGCAAAUGAUUGUAUUUCCUUGGAAACAAGUUUUUUUAUUUUAGUAACAAAUUUUAUUCUAGUAUUUGAAAAUAUUGGAAUUAAUAUUUGCAAAGCUUAUUUUAGAGUAAUAACAUUUAAUUUAGUAUUCUCUGUUAAAACCAUAAAGCAUAAGAAUUUUUUUUACCUUCUUCAAAGAAAGUGAUAAAAGUCCAAAAUGAGGAAAAACAACAUGCAGUUUGAAGUUUUUAUGAAUAACAGUAAUAUACGUAAUGUACUUAUAUGAUGGCGUUAUUAAUGACAACUUGUAUUUCCUGUUUUGAAAUAUUCAAAGUUAAUUUUUAUUAUUUUUUGCUGUAUAAAUUGUCAAAAUAAUGCUGUGAUAUUUCAGAACAUUUCUGGUAUAGAUUUAAAUGAAUUGAAUGUUAGCCAUUUUAACGUUUUUUUUGUAAAAAUGAAAAUACCAGUCUUAUUGGUGACCUCAUAUCUGACAUAUAUUAUAGAGUCCAAAGUCAAAUUUUUUAUAUUGUACUAUUCAUGGUCUGUACUUAGAGGUGUAAUUGCAAUAAAAGAAAUUGAAGCGUUUACAGACCCCAAAUUAAUGCUUUGUAAGUUGGUAAAAUUUGAACAUUUCAUUAAACGUAGCAAUUUGAAAAGUUUAUGACCUUUUUGUACUUCAACUAGAUAAGUUCUAUAUAAAUGUACCUCCCCAGAUGAUAUGCUAGACAACAUGCUUUUACCCCCUAUAACUAGUUUCUAUGCAUGUAUUAUCACUGUUAGUUGAGAGGUCCUGAAAUAUGUGUAGAUUUCAUGAUUUUUGUUCCCAUUUUUGACCCCUUGUUCUAUUUUUAGUAACAUGCCUUUUACUCAUGAACUAUGCCAACCAUGACAAAAACAUAUGUUGCAAAUUUUAUGGCAUAUUGAUACUAUGUUGCACACCAAAAUUGAUAUCGAUACAUCAACCAUGCUUGUGGACUCUUUUGCAUGACUUUCUCUGAGAUGCUCACUUUAAAAUUUCAUUUGCUCAUUAGAAAUGCAUUUCUAAAACAUUGUAGAUAAUAAAAACAGAAAGAUUUAACGAGCAAUAUCAUGACCAUGCCUGUUUAACAUCAAAACAACGUAACUGCGUGUGGAUGAAGUUGUAUUUUUCUUAGUUGCUUUUAUUUAAUUUUAAAAUGGUUAAUCAUAAAAUGUGACUUAACUUUUGUAUGUGCUUCAAAACGAGAGAGAGAGAGAACGUUAGUUUAGGUAUAAGCAAUGAUCCAGCUCAUCUCUAUCUCUUCAUCUGACAACCGUACCUGAUUAAUCUUACAUAAGAAGAUUUAUUUAAAAUUUAAACAUCAAGAUCAUUUUUGAAAAAAAAAAUCACCAAAUGGCCAUCCCACCUUUAGCUUCUAGAUUUACCUGCAUGUGUUCGACGCAGAUGCAUACCAAAAAAAAAGGUACUAACUUUACGAUUCUUCGAACAUCAGGGUUUCUCUCGAAAACAAAACUAAUUUUCAAGAAUACGAGCUAAAUGCACAAAACUUGAGAUUCCUAAUAUAAUGAUUGCAUCAUCGUGGGAUUUCGUGAUAAUUGAAACAACAAAAGGGCAGACCAGGCGCGAGCAUUGCAUUAUUACACAUAAUGCAAUAUUGUCAUGGGUCAUCACAGUGCAGUUGCAUGCAUGUUCCCAAAAAAAAAAAUUGGGAAUAUCACCCAAGACUGCAUAUUCACGGGACACGUUUUCCUCCAU
Messenger RNA from Magallana angulata, 4281 nucleotides. RefSeq lists its product as uncharacterized. Lineage: Eukaryota; Metazoa; Mollusca; Bivalvia; Ostreida; Ostreidae. The coding region runs from base 1158 to 2210 and encodes 350 amino acids. The transcript has 2 exons. The record is from RefSeq and is a predicted model, not a curated record.